Molecule: messenger RNA, 882 nt
Organism: Penicillium psychrosexuale
Lineage: Eukaryota; Fungi; Ascomycota; Eurotiomycetes; Eurotiales; Aspergillaceae
Product: cytochrome b5 reductase family protein
Exons: 3
Coding region: 1-882 (293 amino acids)
Biological process (GO): ergosterol biosynthetic process
Molecular function (GO): cytochrome-b5 reductase activity, acting on NAD(P)H
Source: RefSeq, a predicted model, not a curated record
AUGUUCAAAACUCGUUUCCCCCAGUCCAUAACAGCAAAAUCAGCCUCGGCUGCCACUUUACUAGGCAUCGGGGCUUACUGUGCCCAAUCGCGUCUUAUAUCAACUGCCAAUGCGGAGUCAAAUGAACCUCCCAAAGUCUUUUCAGGAUUCGGAUUUACCACCUUACGCCUGCAAAGCACGAAAGAUGUAAACCACAACACGAAACGGCUCGUCUUCGAGUUUCCAGAUCAGAAGGCCACAAGCGGAUUGGCAUUAACUUCGGCACUCCUCACCAUAUCCCGUCCCGAAGGACGCUGGUUCCCCGUACUACGCCCAUAUACACCCAUCAGCGAUCUAAACCAAGAAGGCCAGAUCGAGCUCAUGGUCAAGAAAUACCCAAACGGCAAAGCAAGCAGCCACAUCCAUUCCCUUGCACCAGGAGACACCCUCACAUUCGCAGCGGCACUCAAAGGCCACGCCUGGACACCGAACCGAUCCCCGCAGAUCUAUCUCAUAGCAGGUGGAGCAGGUAUUACACCAAUCUACCAGCUGGCGCAGGGUAUUCUCAAUAAUCCAGCCGACAAAACUAAGAUCAACCUCGUCUUCGGCGUCAAUACCGAGCAGGACCUGCUUCUGCGAGAAGAGCUGGAGAGCUUCAAGGCGCGUUUUCCGGGUCGCUUUGAUUAUGUCUAUGCAGUUAGUCACCCGAAGGGGCAGAGUGAUGGGUUCAGGACGGGAUAUAUUACCGAGGAGCUGUUGCGCGACGUUGUAAGGGCCGAUGGCGAUGCGAAGGUCUUUGUUUGUGGGCCUCCUGCUAUGGAGGAUUCGUUGGUUGGAUCGCGAUGCCAAACAGGUAUUUUGGCUCGGCUUGGCUUUGCAAAGGGUCAGAUUGUUAAGUUUUAA